GAAGCUCGUAAUCACAAAACGCUUCUUCAAGAGCACUACUAGCACCAAAUUUGAGAGAUAGACAGACGAAGACGAAGGAAGGCUCCAAAUUCAUCACCUAAUUGUAUUGAGUUGUCGUUUAAUUGGCUCAAUCAAGUGCAUACUUUCUCCCUCUAUAACCUGCACUCUCCUCCUCAAUGGAGGACGCCUUCGCUAGAUCCGUCUCCGAGGUUCUGGAGUUCUUUGCAGUGGACCCAAGCAAAGGUCUUACGGAUUCUCAGGUUGCAGAGCAUGCCAGAUUAUAUGGUCGAAAUGUGCUGCCUCAAGAACAAAGCACUCCUUUUUGGAGAUUAGUGCUGAAGCAGUUUGACGAUUUGCUGGUUAAAAUAUUAAUUGCAUCUGCUGCUGUAUCCUUCCUUUUGGCAUUGAUGAAUGGAGAGACAGGGUUAUCAGCCUUUGUGGAGCCCUCUGUGAUACUGAUGAUAUUGGCUGCAAAUGCUGCUGUAGGAGUAAUUACAGAAACAAAUGCUGAAAAGGCUCUUGAGGAACUGCGUGCUUACCAAGCUGAUGUUGCCACUGUCCUGCGAAAUGGUUGCUUUUCAAUAUUACCUGCAACAGACCUUGUUCCUGGAGAUAUUGUGGAAGUUUGUGUUGGAUGCAAAAUUCCAGCAGAUAUGAGAAUGAUAAAGAUGCUUAGUGAUCAUCUACGUGUUGAUCAAGCUAUUCUGACAGGUGAGAGCUGUUCUGUGGAGAAAGAGCUUGAUUCUACAAUUGCUACAAAUGCUGUAUACCAGGAUAAGACAAACAUCCUUUUCUCGGGAACAGUUGUUGUUGCUGGCAGGGCAAAGGCUGUUGUAGUUGGUGUUGGCUCUAAUACUGCGAUGGGAAGCAUACGUGAUUCCAUGUUGAGAACUGAGGAUGAAGUGACACCAUUGAAGAAGAAGUUGGAUGAAUUUGGAACUUUUUUGGCCAAGGUUAUUGCUGGUAUAUGUUUAUUGGUUUGGAUUGUGAACAUUGGUCAUUUUCGGGAUCCUGCCCAUGGCGGUCUUUUGAGAGGUGCUAUACAUUACUUUAAGAUUGCUGUUGCACUUGCAGUGGCUGCAAUUCCUGAAGGGCUUCCUGCUGUUGUUACAACGUGUUUAGCACUUGGAACGAAGCGAAUGGCUCGCUUAAAUGCUAUAGUAAGAUCCUUGCCAUCUGUAGAGACCUUGGGCUGCACAACAGUUAUAUGCAGUGACAAGACUGGUACCCUGACUACCAAUAUGAUGUCCGUCUCAAAGAUAUGUGUACUUCAGUCUGUAAAUCAUGGUCCCAUUGCUGCCCAGUAUAGUGUGAGUGGCACAACCUAUGCCCCAGAAGGUUUUAUCUUUGACAGCAAUGGUAUUCAGCUUGAGAUUCCCGCCCAGUAUCAUUGUCUCCUCCACAUAGCAAUGUGUUCAGCUCUUUGUAAUGAGUCUGUGAUACAAUACAAUCCUGAAAAGAGGAACUAUGAAAAAAUUGGUGAAUCAACCGAAGUCGCCCUCCGGGUAUUAGCAGAAAAGAUUGGUCUUCCUGGGUUUGAUUCCAUGCCUUCUGCUUUGAAUAUGCUAAGCAAGCAUGAAAGGGCAUCUUAUUGUAACCGUUAUUGGGAGAACCAAUUCAAAAAGAUAUCUGUGUUGGAAUUUUCUCGUGAUCGCAAGAUGAUGAGUGCCCUUUGUAGCCGGAAGCAGAUGGAUAUCAUGCUCACUAAAGGUGCUCCAGAGAGUAUACUUCCUCGAUGUACAACUAUCCUAUGCAAUGAUGAUGGUUCCACUGUUCCUCUAACCGCAGCAAUAAGAGCCGAGCUGGAAUCAAGAUUCCAUAGUUUUGCAGGGAAAGAAACCUUAAGAUGCUUGGCUCUGGCCUGGAAAAAGAUGCCUACGGGUCAACAGGCUCUCUCGUUUCAUGAUGAAAAGGAACUUACAUUUAUUGGGUUGGUUGGAAUGCUUGAUCCACCAAGAGAGGAAGUAAGAAAUGCUAUAGCUUCAUGCAUGACUGCUGGUAUACGUGUUAUUGUUGUCACUGGAGAUAAUAAGACCACUGCAGAAUCUGUGUGCCAAAAAAUUGGUGCCUUCAAUCACUUAGAAGAUUUUGCAGGGCACUCUUACACUGCUUCUGAGUUUGAACAACUUCCAGCAUUGCAAAAAACCAUGGCAUUGCAACGAAUGUCACUUUUUACCAGGGUUGAACCAUCUCACAAAAGGAUACUUGUUGAAGCUUUGCAACAUCAAAAUGAGGUGGUUGCUAUGACUGGUGACGGAGUCAAUGAUGCCCCUGCACUGAAGAAAGCAGACAUUGGAAUUGCAAUGGGAUCAGGAACAGCUGUUGCCAAGAGUGCAUCAGAUAUGGUUUUGGCUGAUGAUAAUUUUGCAACAAUCAUUGCAGCUGUUGCAGAGGGAAGGGCUAUUUAUAACAACACAAAGCAGUUCAUCAGAUACAUGAUAUCUUCAAAUAUUGGUGAAGUAGUUUGUAUUUUCUUUGCAGCAGUACUUGGGAUACCUGAUACCCUUAUGCCUGUCCAGCUGCUUUGGGUAAAUUUGGUCACUGAUGGGCUGCCUGCAACAGCAAUUGGAUUCAAUAAGCAAGACUCGGAUGUUAUGAAGGCUAAACCCCGUAAGGUCAAUGAAGCAGUGGUGUCUGGAUGGCUGUUCUUUCGUUAUUUGGUUAUUGGAGCAUAUGUUGGACUUGCUACUAUUGCUGGAUUCAUAUGGUGGUUUGUGUACUCUGAUAGUGGGCCUAAAAUUCCAUACAGUGAAUUGAUGAAUUUUGAUAGCUGUUCAACAAGGGAAACUGCUUAUCCAUGCAGCAUAUUUGGCGAUCGGCAUCCAUCAACUGUUUCAAUGACAGUGCUUGUUGUGGUCGAGAUGUUCAAUGCCUUGAAUAAUCUUAGUGAAAAUCAGUCCCUCCUUGUCAUUCCUCCCUGGAGUAACUUGUGGCUAGUUGCUUCGAUUGUCCUGACAAUACUCCUCCACAUGCUUAUUCUAUAUGUGCAGCCAUUAGCAGUCCUUUUCUCUGUUACACCAUUAAGUUGGUCAGAGUGGACAGUUGUGUUGUACCUUUCAUUUCCUGUUAUAAUAAUUGAUGAGAUACUGAAGUUCUUCUCAAGAAAUUCUGGCUUAAGGUUCACCUUUAGAUUUCGGAGAGGAGAUUUACUUCCAAAAAAGGAGUUGCGUGACAAGUAACAAAGAGUGCUGGCCAACUCCUAAGUUUUCUGAUGGAGGCGAAUUGGAAUUUGCAUUAUGUAUUGCAAGGGAUUUCAUCUGAGCUCUGGAUAUCCAUUAUACUGUAGUUUUAAUGGUUCGAAAGCCCUGUAGUUUUGUAACCACAAAGAGGAGAGCUGGAAAAGCUACACUUCUCCGCAUCAAUUUUGACCAGUUACGGAAGAAGUUGACUGUUUUGGUGGGUGACCGCUCCAGGGAUCGGAGCGAAUUGAUUGUAAUUAUAUCUCGGAACUAGCAAAAUUACUGAUGGCACAAUAAUUUUCGAAGUUAUAAAGCGUUAUUCAUUCUUCCUUCCCUUUUGGGGAGUUUCAAGUA
Molecule: messenger RNA, 3533 nt
Organism: Coffea eugenioides
Lineage: Eukaryota; Viridiplantae; Streptophyta; Magnoliopsida; Gentianales; Rubiaceae
Product: calcium-transporting ATPase 3, endoplasmic reticulum-type
Exons: 35
Coding region: 177-3179 (1000 amino acids)
Biological process (GO): calcium ion transmembrane transport; intracellular calcium ion homeostasis
Cellular component (GO): membrane
Molecular function (GO): ATP binding; P-type calcium transporter activity; ATP hydrolysis activity
Source: RefSeq, a predicted model, not a curated record